AUGAUCGCACUCUUUGUCACUCUUUACUCUCUGCUUUGUCUCUGCACAGCUGUAAAAACUUCUGACAUCGAGGAGCUUCACGUGAAAACAGUAAAGCAUGGAGCAAAUGUAACUAUGGAGUGUAACAUUAGCAGUGUCAAAGACAAAGAUAAGGUAGUUUGGUACAGACAGAGUUUUGGAAAGUUGCCUCAGUUUUUUGCAAAACCAUACAGGAGCAAUUUGAGCUACACAUUUGAUCCAGGAUUUAAAGUCAGCCGCUUCAGUAUUACUGUAAAUGACCAUAAGUUUGAUCUCAACAUUAAUGGAAUGAUAGAAGAUGAUGAAGGAGAUUAUUUCUGUGGAGAAGUGGAGGGAAAUGGAAUAAAGUUCACAUCUGGAACACGUCUGCAAUAUGAAGGUAAAGAGAUGAAACUCUGUCCUUCACCUGGAACGGUUAACAAGAACACAGAUUCUGUUACACUCCAGGGUUCAGACAGCAGAGAUGGAAAAGGUGCUUCAUCAAGAAAACAUCCAAUUCCCACCAAUCAGGCUGAUGAUGAAGAUGCCUUGAACUAUGCAGCUGUGAGAUUUGCUAAGAAACCUUCAUCCUCCAGAACAACCAGAGGCAAGAGCCAUGAAGACGUUUAUGCACAAGUUAAAAUAAAUUAGAUAAAGUGAAAUGAAUUCAGACUUGAAAAACAAUAUAAAUAUAAUCAUUCAUCCAGUUUGUAGACAGAUGUGUCAUAUUUUAAUCAGACAAAAACCUUUUAUUGCUGUAAGUUUUACCUUCAUUUUCAAACAUGUUUAAUGUACUCUUUUGCUGUACUUGAUGGAUGUAGGUUGUUUUUAUUUAUUUAUGUUGAUCACUUUUAUUUUACUUUUCCAUUUGGGAUGUUUUCUCAGCAUUUUCUCUUAAAAUAGUGCACACUUUUUCUACAAUGUAAAAACAUUUUUUUUUUACAUUUUUCUGAAGGUUAAGCUAUCAAGAAAUGGCUCAUGGUACACAACUUUAUUAAACUUUUGUUUUGUAAUUUAUUUUG
This is a messenger RNA of Pangasianodon hypophthalmus (striped catfish), 1019 nucleotides long. RefSeq lists its product as uncharacterized. Bases 1 to 648 code for a protein of 215 amino acids. The transcript has 5 exons. NCBI's taxonomy places the organism in Eukaryota, Metazoa, Chordata, Actinopteri, Siluriformes, Pangasiidae. Gene Ontology annotation, biological process: response to bacterium. The record is from RefSeq and is a predicted model, not a curated record.